Coccinella septempunctata (seven-spotted ladybird) is the source of this 2098-nucleotide messenger RNA. RefSeq names its product sphingomyelin phosphodiesterase-like. Bases 176 to 1984 code for a protein of 602 amino acids. NCBI's taxonomy places the organism in Eukaryota, Metazoa, Arthropoda, Insecta, Coleoptera, Coccinellidae. Gene Ontology annotation, biological process: ceramide biosynthetic process; sphingomyelin catabolic process. Gene Ontology annotation, molecular function: acid sphingomyelin phosphodiesterase activity. The record is from RefSeq and is a predicted model, not a curated record. Gene Ontology annotation, cellular component: lysosome. The transcript is spliced from 10 exons.
AAUAUGCAUCAGUUGCGAAAUCAGUGAUUUCAAUAGAUCCCAACUAAAAUGUAAUGAAUCUGAUCUCGAUAUGAAUAUUCUAGACCACUUGACACGAUAAAAAGAUAAUGAGUAUCGGUAGCAGGUACUUAAAGUGAACACUUCAAUAUGCCGAAAAAGUAGAUCAUUCGUAAAUAUGAAGGGCCUCUUAUUGUUCACUAUAUUUUCUCUGUGUGUUUUUCAAAAAAUCGGUGCAGAUGAUGCUCAGCUCUUGAAGGAUGGUCUUACACAAUUUUUGCACACUGGACUGUUUCCCGAAUACUUGAAGGAUGUUUCCAAAUACCAUCAGAUAGACUCUUCUGUUUUUGAACAACUUUCAAUUGGUAAUUUAUCGAGCGUUGUGACGUGUACUCUAUGCGAUGAAUUGGCUAAUUCUAUCAUUUCUCUGAAGAAGAUUCAUACACCGGAUAUAUUUCUGAAAAACAUCAUAACAAAAACUUGUAAAACGUUCAAAGUGGAAGACGACAGGGUCUGCAAUGGACUUCUGGGACCAAUAAUUGAUGUGAUAUUUUACAUCAUUGAAAACGGAAAAAAUGUCACAGGACCAAAGUUAUGCUCCCUUCUUCUUGGACCAACGUGCCACAAUCAAUUUGAUUAUUUCAAUUGGACUGUGGACGUCCCACCCAAACCUGAAGUUAUACCGAGGAAGGUGAUCUCUGGAGAUGACAAAAUACGAAUUCUUCAUUUAACAGAUAUGCAUAUCGAUCCGAGAUACACACCUGGUUCGAAUGCUGUAUGUGGCGAAACCCUUUGCUGUCAAGAUGAUCAGGGAAUACCGGAAAAUUCCGAGGAUGCUUGUGGAGUUUGGGGGGAUUACAGAAGUGCUGAUACACCAAUGAAAUUAUUGGAGGAAACGCUGAGGCAUGCUAAAGCACAGAAUGUUGAUUACGUGUAUUCAACCGGUGACAUAAUACCUCACAGAGUGUGGUCUACCAGCAGAGAGAGCAACUCCGAAUUGGAGCUGGAAAUUAUGGACCUUUUGAGAGAUAGUUUUGAUGUUCCUGUUUUAUUCGUUCUAGGCAACCACGAACCCCAUCCAAUGAACAUGUAUGCCCCUUUGAGCAUAAAUCAGACUAGUUUAUCUACGAAAUGGCUUUACGAUGCACUUCGGACAGAAGAACUUGCGGAAUUUCCCGAUGAAAGAGGUCUUGGAAAGAUCGAAGCAGGUGGAUUCUAUACAGUUUUGUUGAGGCCUGGCUUCAGAGUUAUUGUUUUGAACAACAACGCUUGUUACACCGAAAAUUACUGGCUAGCCUAUGAAGACUACGAUCUGUAUGGUCAACUUGCCUGGUUGAUUGAAGUAUUAUCGAAAGCAGAGCAGGACGGCGAAUAUGUCCAUAUACUUUAUCACAUACCAACAGGAUAUAAAUCUUGUCUAGGAACUUGGGCCAGGGAAUACAAUAAAAUACUGAAUAGAUUCACCGAAACCAUCAGUGGUCAAUUUAGUGGUCACACGCACGCUGAUGAAUUCUUCUUAUACUAUAAUAUAUCGAAUCCAGCAGAAGCCAUACAAAUUGCAUUCAAUGGAGCUUCAUUGUCAACAUACGUUGAAAACAAUCCGAGCUAUAAAAUUUAUGACGUUAAUACCAGAAAUUAUAGAGUUGACGAUUUCGAAGAAUGGACAUUCAAUCUUACCGAUGCCAAUCUGUAUCCAGAAAAAAACUCUGUGGAUUGGUACAAGCUUUACUCGUUCAGGGAAACAUAUGGACUCUCAUCCUUAGAUCCGAUAGAAGUUGGUCGGUUUGUUGAAGAUUUGGCGAAAAAUAAAACUCUGCUAGAAAUCUAUAACAAAAUAAAAUUCAGAAUGGGUACAGGAGCUGAUAAGGUCUGUGAUGAUGAUUGUCACAAAGCUAACUUAUGCUCAAUUGUCACCGCUGAAUUGGGCGACACUUUCCAUUGCGAGAGGAUCAAGAAAAUCUAUGAGGAUAACAAUGGAAAAUUGUGAUUCAACUCCAAAGAAGAGGAAAUAUGAUUAUUUUUAUCAUCACAUAUUAUAAUACUUGUAAGUCGUGAAAUCAUGUACAUAGAUAUAUUUUUUCAAUAAAUAAGUGAAAUCACA